AUGGAUGGGAUUGGCACCGUGCAAAGGAAAGCCGCCGUUCCGCAGCGCACAGUGCGAGUGGGGCGGAAUGCACGGUGCGGAGGAAGCGAGACUGUGCAAUUCGUGGAAGAAUGGCGGGAGGAAAAAGCGAGGGCGGAAACGAUUCCUGGGGUGCGCCCUCAGGGAAAUGGAUCGCCUCGGCCCGCAGUGUGGCCACGAUCAAUCUGUGGGGAUGCCCUGGGGGCUGGAGCGUGUGAGAUCAAGGGGGACGGGGAGCGUUGUCGCCCUAAAAAACGCCCGUUUUUUUGUUCUUCACCCAAAAAAUUCGUACAGUUGGCGAGUGGGAAACGGCGAGAAUUUGAACGAAAAAAAGGCCCGAAUCGAGAGUGCGACACAGCCAAAACAGCCCUCGCCCCGGGUCCGAGUGAGAAUCGCACCGUGCGGUCGGGAGGUGGUGGCGGCAGAGAGUGUGCGGAGAGAAGAGAGCACCGACAAACACGGCGACGGACUCGCGGCGAGCGCUUCCAGCCCCCAUUUCGAAGUUGGGGAGGGACGUCAAAAUUGGAGCCAGCCGCCUCCCAGCCCCCUCUCUCAAUUUUUUCGACAGCGAUUUUGGCCCGCGCUCUUUCGUCGCUCUUGGUCGUCCGCGCCCUCCGCUCGCACCGUGCAUUCCUCCUGCACUCUCCCGAUCGCACUUUUCUUCUUUUCCGCGUGCACCGUGCAGUCGUCCGCCUCCAACUCGCCAAGUCCCCUUCCCCUUUCAGACUUCGGUCGGCUUCGAGAACACUCGCCCUCCCCCUUCCCUCGGACCCCGAAUGCAUUCGCAUCGCAGAGUUUGGUCGCUGCUCUGACUCUCUGUCAGUCUCCGCUCUUUCUCUCCCUCGUCGCAAAAACUUUUUUCGCGUUGCGUCCGGUCGUUGGUUUCCGAUUUUCGGUCCACAGCGACAAAAUGCCUCCGAUUUCAACCACCCGCGGCGACUCCGAAGGUCCACGACCAAACUUGGGACCGGGCGUUGCGAUGGACGGCGACAAAAAAAAGUGACGAUAAGCCGCGAUGUCCUCCAAAACGCCUGCACAGUGCAAGCAGAAAAUGCACAGUGCAAAAUGUUGAAAACGAAUGCACGGUGCGAAUGA
Messenger RNA from Bursaphelenchus xylophilus (pine wood nematode), 1113 nucleotides. NCBI's taxonomy places the organism in Eukaryota, Metazoa, Nematoda, Chromadorea, Rhabditida, Aphelenchoididae. The record is from the annotation of a GenBank genome assembly.